Messenger RNA from Brassica rapa (field mustard), 1135 nucleotides. RefSeq names its product cytokinin riboside 5'-monophosphate phosphoribohydrolase LOG8. NCBI's taxonomy places the organism in Eukaryota, Viridiplantae, Streptophyta, Magnoliopsida, Brassicales, Brassicaceae. Gene Ontology annotation, biological process: cytokinin biosynthetic process. Gene Ontology annotation, molecular function: hydrolase activity, hydrolyzing N-glycosyl compounds. Gene Ontology annotation, cellular component: nucleus; cytosol. The record is from RefSeq and is a predicted model, not a curated record.
UGGCUUUAUAAAAAAAUACAAAAAAGGCUUUAGGCGACAGAUUGGCGUUGGACGAAGGUAGUAGGCUCAUGUGGGCUUCUUCUGUUCGCCAUAUCUACGCACGUCAUAACUAUUUUUUAAAUUUUAAUUUUAAACACAAUUAUUUUAAAAGAAAAAAAAAACAAUUUAAAUACACAGGAGGCUCUUUACCGAUUCUUCGUUAUAUGAUUAGAGUUUUUGUUUUGUUUCGUUUCAGUGAUAUUGUUUGUAUCCGUAUAUAAAAAUAUCGUCACACACAACAAAAGGUUUCACCUUUGCCACUUUUAUCCAUUAAUGGAGGACGACAAGCAGAGAAGUAGAUUCAGAAAAAUCUGUGUCUUUUGCGGAAGCCACUCUGGUCACAGAGAAGUUUUCAGUGACGCUGCCAUCGAACUCGGCAAUGAACUCGUGAAGAGGAAGAUAGACUUGGUUUAUGGAGGAGGAAGUGUUGGGUUGAUGGGUCUUAUCUCCAGGAGAGUUUAUGAAGGUGGCUUCCAUGUUCUCGGCAUCAUUCCCAAGGCUCUGAUGCCAAUUGAGAUAUCUGGUGAGACUGUUGGAGAUGUAAGAGUGGUUGCAGACAUGCACGAACGCAAAGCUGCAAUGGCGCAAGAAGCUGAGGCCUUCAUCGCCCUCCCUGGAGGUUAUGGGACUAUGGAGGAGCUGCUGGAGAUGAUAACAUGGUCACAACUUGGUAUCCACAAGAAAACGGUUGGUCUAUUGAAUGUUGAUGGGUACUAUAACAGUUUGCUUGCUUUGUUUGACACUGGCGUUGAAGAAGGUUUUAUCAAACCAGGUGCGCGUAACAUUGUGGUUUCUGCCCCAACAGCCAAAGAGCUUAUGGAGAAGAUGGAGGAAUACACUCCUUCACACAAGCACGUCGCGGCACACGAAAGCUGGAAAGUUGAAGAGCUUGGAGCUUACCCUGGACAACAAAGCAAGCCUCAAUAAAAAAACAUUAGUAUUGGCUAGCUAAUGCUACUUCCAUUUCAAGUUUAGACUGCAGAAUCCAACAAUGUGUGUAUAAGAAAACUCAAAAUCUUGUUGCAAAUUUGAAACAGCACAUUGGGUCCCUAAUAUGAAAGUGUUGCUGAUUAUGUUUCAGCUAAGUUUGGUUGUU